AUCUCCUCUUCCCCCUUCCGUCCCGGCAGUUGAUGAUUUGGUUUGACACAAAUUUCUUCACCUCCAAGAUUCAAUUUGUCGUUGCCGUCGUCGCCGUCGCGAUUAUUGGGGGUCAGCACAGCCGUUUCUUCUUCCUCUUUUGCAGACUCAGUGCUUUAUAAUUGUUCCGAAACGAAGCUAUCAUUUCAUUGGACCAGUUUUUGCCAUCAAAAAGAGCUUCAUGCUAAUUUCUGGGAUAAUUUCACAACUUCACCAUUAGAUUAGAUAUAUAUAGAUUCUUUUUCUGAACUAGUCACACUGCUGUGUGCAAAAUCCGGGUGAAACUCAGUCAUUUUCCUCACAAACACUACACUUUCUUCGCGGUGGAAGUUCCAAGAAAAUGUUUUUCCUGAGUGAAAUAGAGCACACUUUGAUGUUGCCCCCUCACCUCCUCAAUCGACCCCUCGAUGAAGCCAUUAAAGAGCAGCUCGACUUAAUCUUCCUCGACAAGGUUAUUGAUAAACAUGGCUUAUGUGUAAGUGUGUACGAUAUUCGGUCAAUUAGUGGCGGUUUCAUACUUCCUGGUGAUGGGGCUUCAACUUACACGGUGAAGUUCAGGCUGGUAAUGUUUCGUCCGUUUGUGGGAGAGAUCAUAAUAGCUCGGCUUAAAGAAUCUACGGUGGAUGGUUUACGAUUAUCGCUUGGGUUUUUCGAUGAUAUAUAUGUACCUGUCCCUUUUUUGUUCUCUCCUAACCGCAAUGAACCAGUCCCAGGACACAAGAAUAGGGUUAAUUGGAUCUGGAAUUAUAUGCAUGAGGAUUACUCAGUGGAUGCAGAGGAUGAGAUAAGGUUUAAAGUUCAUGAUGUGAGCUAUCCGCCUAUACCUUUAGAGCCGAAAGAUGUCAAGCCAUUUGCCCCCAUGGUGGUCACCCAGGGUUCUCUUGACAUGGAUGGUUUAGGCCCUACUUCAUGGUGGGGAUGAUUUGGGAGUGAAACACUUGGACUCACUGAGGAAGUAUUUGUGUGAUUGAGGAGGUCUAGUUAGGUUGUCUUAACCAAUUCAAGUAUCAUAUGGCAUUUUAUUUUUGGUAGUUUAGUGAAAGUGUUAGAUAUCAGGUAAUAUUUUUUGGUAAUAUUUUCAUAUAAAAAUUUUAUACUGAAGAGAUGCAGCUGUUAUUAGUGCAUGAUUUAUGUGUA
This is a messenger RNA of Salvia splendens (bonfire salvia), 1176 nucleotides long. Its product is annotated as DNA-directed RNA polymerase III subunit RPC8. Gene Ontology annotation, cellular component: RNA polymerase III complex. NCBI's taxonomy places the organism in Eukaryota, Viridiplantae, Streptophyta, Magnoliopsida, Lamiales, Lamiaceae. The coding region runs from base 380 to 961 and encodes 193 amino acids. The record is from RefSeq and is a predicted model, not a curated record. The transcript has 7 exons. Gene Ontology annotation, biological process: transcription initiation at RNA polymerase III promoter; DNA-templated transcription.